Macaca mulatta (Rhesus monkey) is the source of this 3606-nucleotide messenger RNA. It is a transcript of the gene CHDH, whose product is annotated as choline dehydrogenase. The record is from RefSeq and is a predicted model, not a curated record. Lineage: Eukaryota; Metazoa; Chordata; Mammalia; Primates; Cercopithecidae. Gene Ontology annotation, molecular function: choline dehydrogenase activity; flavin adenine dinucleotide binding. Gene Ontology annotation, cellular component: mitochondrial inner membrane.
GGGGCCCCGGCGCCGCCGGUUAAAGUGCCGCGGGACAGGGGCCGGGCUGCGGCCACCCGCUCCUCCCGCUCUGGCCUCGACUGUCGGGCCCUCGGCCGAGUCGCCCCGGAUGAGGAAACUAAGGCCCGUGGAUGCUAACCACGAGUGAGCAGAGUGGAGACUGCAACCUAGGGGAUCUUGACUACCAGCCACUUUCAAUUCUCUUCAAUGUAGUAAAACUUGAACAUGGAACACCAAUGCAUGAAACUGACACAGGUGACAUUGCAUAUUCAUACAAUCACAAAGAGUGCGUAGUGCCAGCCCUGGUCACAGAGUGCACCGUAUCCUGUCACUUCUGCGUGUGAGGGAGAAGUGAGUCAUCUCAUUCCCCUCCGUGGAUCCAAGGACUUGGGCUAGAUAGAAGCAUGUGGUGUCUCCUGCGAGGCCUGGGCCGGCCUGGAGCCCUGGCACGGGGAGCCCUGGGACAGCAGCAACCCCUGGGUGCCCGGGCCCUGGCCAGGGCGGGCUCCGAGAGCCGGGACGAGUACAGCUACGUGGUGGUGGGCGCGGGCUCGGCGGGCUGCGUGCUGGCCGGGAGGCUCACAGAGGACCCUGCCGAGCGCGUGCUGCUGCUGGAGGCGGGGCCCAAGGAUGUCCGCGCGGGGAGCAAGCGGCUCUUGUGGAGGAUCCACAUGCCCGCGGCCCUGGUGGCCAACCUGUGUGACAACAGGUACAACUGGUGCUACCACACAGAGGCGCAGCAGGGCCUGGACGGCCGCGUGCUGUACUGGCCACGCGGCCGCGUCUGGGGCGGCUCCUCAUCCCUCAACGCCAUGGUCUACGUUCGUGGGCACGCCGAGGACUACGAGCGCUGGCAGCGCCAGGGCGCCGGUGGCUGGGACUACGCGCACUGCCUGCCCUACUUCCGCAAGGCGCAGGGCCACGAGCUGGGCGCCAGCCGGUACCGGGGCGCUGAUGGCCCGCUGCGGGUGUCCCGGGGCAAGACCAACCACCCAUUGCACUGCGCAUUCCUGGAGGCCGCACAGCAGGCCGGCUACCCGCUCACCGAGGACAUGAAUGGCUUCCAGCAGGAGGGCUUCGGCUGGAUGGACAUGACCAUCCAUGAAGGCAAACGGUGGAGUGCAGCCUGUGCCUACCUGCACCCAGCACUGAGCCGCACCAACCUCAAGGCCGAGGCCCAGACACUUGUGAGCAGGGUGCUGUUUGAGGGCACCCGUGCAGUGGGUGUGGAAUAUGUCAAGAAUGGCCAGAGCCACAGGGCUUACGCCAGCAAGGAGGUGAUUCUGAGUGGAGGUGCCAUCAACUCUCCACAGCUGCUCAUGCUCUCUGGCAUCGGGAAUGCUGAUGACCUCAAGAAACUGGGCAUCCCUGUGGUGUGCCACCUACCUGGGGUUGGCCAGAACCUGCAAGACCACCUGGAGAUCUACAUUCAGCAGGCAUGCACCCACCCUAUCACCCUCCAUUCAGCACAGAAGCCCCUGCAGAAGGUCUGCAUUGGUCUGGAGUGGCUCUGGAAAUUCACAGGGAAGGGAGCCACAGCCCAUCUGGAAACAGGUGGGUUCAUCCGCAGCCAGCCUGGGGUCCCCCACCCGGACAUCCAGUUCCAUUUCCUGCCAUCCCAAGUGAUUGACCACGGGCGGGUCCCCACUCAGCAGGAGGCUUACCAGGUACAUGUGGGGCCCGUGCGGGGCACAAGUGUGGGCUGGCUCAAACUGAGAAGUGCCAAUCCCCAGGACCACCCUGUGAUCCAGCCCAACUACUUGUCAACAGAAACUGAUAUUGAGGAUUUCCGUCUGUGUGUGAAGCUCACCAGAGAAAUUUUUGCACAGGAAGCCCUGGCUCCGUUCCGAGGGAAAGAGCUCCAGCCAGGAAGCCACGUUCAGUCAGAUAAAGAGAUAGAUGCCUUUGUGCGGGCAAAAGCCGACAGCGCCUACCACCCCUCGUGCACCUGUAAGAUGGGCCAGCCCUCCGAUCCCACUGCCGUGGUGGAUCCGCAGACAAGGGUCCUCGGGGUGGAAAACCUCAGGGUUGUCGAUGCCUCCAUCAUGCCUAGCGUGGUCAGCGGCAACCUGAAUGCCCCCACAAUCAUGAUCGCAGAGAAGGCAGCUGACAUUAUCAAGGGGCGGCCUGUACUCUGGGACAAAGAUGUCCCUGUCUACAAGCCCAGGACGCUGGCCACCCAGCGCUAAGACAGUUGCUGCUGGAGGAUGACCAGGGAAGCCCCCUGAUAAGCCAAGAGGGCCAGCACAGCCCUUGCUCCCAGGUGCCUUCCUGAAACUGUCUAGCACACUGGGACCCAGGUGGUACCCUACUCAGUGGCUGAGAAUUGGAUAAAUUCUUGGGAAAUGAGACAAGUACUGGGCAGUGAAUCGAGCUCCUUUUCCCCAGCCUUUCCCUGUGGGCCAUUUGGGGAAGGCCAGCAUUCAGGCUCAGAUGCUUCUCCCUGCCUCCUGGAGGGACAGAAGGGGAGGAUGGUUAACUCCUGCCGCAUCCUUUGUCUCGUGUUCACAUGGCAUUCUCUAACCCAGGGCAGUGGUUCCUUCCCAGGCCAUGCACAGAGGCUGGGUGCCUGCCAGACCCGCGGAGGGUUCGCCAAGGAAGGGGCGUCCUCCUCCUCGAGUUGCAAGCUUUAGCUGAGGCAGUGAGUCACACAGUAGUUAGUUCAGCCUCAGCUGGCACAUAAGUCUCCAGUGUCCCUGUUCAGAGGGGAAAGUUGCCUGCUGGUAGAAAAACUGGCUUUUCCAUUCUCGCUUCCUAAUUUCACUCUCAGAGUAAGGCAGGUAACGGGGGCUUGGCUGGGUCACUCUGAGAGGGGUGUGGCUCUGGUUAUUAUUAAACUGGGGCCAGGUGCAGUGGCUCACACCUGUAAUCCCAGCACUUUGGGAAGAUCACUUGAGCUCAGGAGUUCAAGACCAGCCUGGGCAACAUAGUGAGUCCUUGUCUCUGGAAAACAGUUAGCUCGGCAUGGUGGUGUAUACCUGUAGUCCCAGCUACUCAGGAGGCUGAGGCGGGAGGAUGGCUUGAGUCCAGGAGGUCGAGGCUCCUGUGAACCCUGAUUGCACCACUGCACUCCAGCCUGGGUGACAGGGUGAGACCCUGUCUCCAAAAAAAAAAAAAAAAAAAAAACCUGAGUUUUUUUGGAUCUUAUUCAAUGGGAGAGGAGUCUGGAGGGAAUACCACUUGACUUCACUACCAAAGGUUUUAUGACUUAGCAAUUUAAGAGGUUUUCCUUUUACCAAGAAAUGCGGAAACCCAGAGCAAACCCCACAUACCAGAUCACUGUUUCCUACUGAAGCAGCUAGCCCGAGAAAGGACUCUCUCAUAAUGGGCUUGGGAAAUGACUUGGCAGCCUGAACCAUCCCAGCAGAGGACAAGGAUGGUUAAUUCUUAUUCUCUAGACGUCCACAGGAACAGACUAGGAUGGAAAACGCAGUUAAGCACAGCCAUGCACCCUGUUUGUGUAGAAAUGCCCCUGUGUGAAAGAAAAAUAAAUUCAAGGUUGGAGUUUUGGAGGAAAAAAAAUACAAGUAGCAUUUACAACAGCUCUUUGCUCUUUAAAUUUCUUACCAUUCAAUAAAAUGAUCCAGUCACUUACAUUUGAACUGA